Messenger RNA from Didymodactylos carnosus, 1230 nucleotides. The record is from the annotation of a GenBank genome assembly. Lineage: Eukaryota; Metazoa; Rotifera; Eurotatoria; Philodinida; Philodinidae.
AUGCUUGCCUUACGCAUGGCAUGUUCAACAGAUGUUUGCGAAAUUAAAGAAUUGUUAAAACAACGUGAUGGACUCAAUGAAGUAAAACCUCUUAUAUCUGAAUUGAGAAAACAGCUUAAAGAAAUUCAUAGCAAACUCGACAAAUUCAACAAUUAUGUAAAAAAGCUUGAUGCAUUGAACGAAGCAGCUAUAAUUGUGAAAACGAACCAAGAAGAAAUCCAGACAAAUCUGGAUAUUGAAACAAAAGAAUGGAAAGAAACCAAAAAGAAGUUGUCAGCUGCAUCAAUUUUAGGAAAAGUGACAUUAAAUGUUGGUGGAGAUAAAUUUCAAACGACUGUGGAAACACUUACCAAAGAGAAUGAUACAUUUUUCACAGCGCUAUUUUCACAACAAUGGCAGCUGGAAAAAGACGAAGAAGGAAGCAUAUUUAUUGAUCGAGAUGGUAAACUAUUUGCCUACAUACUAAGAUAUUUUAGAACUGGAGAACUAGAACUUGAUGAUCGUUCAUUGCGACGAGACUUGAUAACUGAAGCAAAAUUUUACAGCUUAAAAGGAUUAUUAGGUAUUCUAACUGAGGCGAGACAAGAUAUAAUGGCAAAAAAUCAAAAGGAUAAGAUUAUGGAGUUAAGCCAGAGCCAGAAAUUGUUUGAUAGUUAUAUCUUGAUGUCAAAUCAACAGUUGAAACUGGAUGAAUUUUGCGGAAGUAGUGGUCGACGAUGGAAGCUACUUUUUAGAGGUACUAGAGAUGGAUUUACAGCAAAACACUUUCAUCGUUUAUGCGAUAGGCAAAAGCCGACUAUCACUGUUAUUCAAUCGAAGCCCCAACAAUGGAUUUUUGGCGGAUAUACUUCCAUACCUUGGACGUCGGAGCGAAGUGAUAAAGUAGAUCCGCAUGCAUUUUUAUUCACACUAGAAAAUCCUCAUGGAAUUCCACCAACUAAAUACCCAGUUAAAGAGGACUGUGUUCGCUAUGCCGUUCGACAUAGUCCGUCAUGUGGUCCGACAUUUGGGACUGUUAACUCGGACGGCAGUGAUCUUUGUAUUUUCUAUGGUGUAGAUCAGUCGAGCUGCACGUAUUUUCCACGCGCUUAUUUGGAUUUAACAGGAAAAGAAUACUAUGAAGAAAUAUUGGAAAUUGGUCGACAACACUUUCCAGCAAAUUAUCGUUGUUUCGGUAUCACGUAUUCAACUAUGGGAAUAAUGUGUGGUAGAAAAGGGGAUAUUGAAUAA